AUGUCAACAACAAGAAUAACAAUUACGGUAAGGCAAAUAACUAUUGAUGCUGCGGCAAAUGGAAAAAGAGAAAUUAAAAUACUGGCUGGUCCUGGGACAGGAGGCGGAACCGAAAAGGCCAAUACUUUCCGAACGAAUGCCGGGGGGGGGACUACUGAUGUUGAUAUCACUGAUAUUCAUGGUAUUAAAUUGACCUUGCCGGAUAAGUUAGCCGAAUUAGAUGUUAUUGGAACAGCGGCUGAGGGAUUACCCAACAGUUUUCCCGAUUUGGAUGAUGAUUGCUUGGUAUUAGACGAAAGUAGUUUUUUGCCAACAGAAGCUGAUUAUAAUAACACGGACAAAAAAGAUUUUGGUGGAACGCCAGGAGUUGCUAAUGACCCCAGCGAAAAGCAAGUAUUUGCUGAUUUAGUUAAGGCUUAUUGUCAAAUUUAUAACUCUGCUAUUCCAAGUAUAGCGGAGUUAGACAAAAUUAUUGAAGAAUUGACUAAAUUUUCAACCACUAAGGAUAUUGAUUACGACCACAAUCAUGCGACCAAUAUUACGGAAGAUAACGCCAAAAAAACUAUUUACCGACAGGCAUACUUAGAACCAGAGGAAGCACAUAAUGGGACCAAAAGCCAGUAUCUAGCAACAGAAAUUGUGUAUUUAUAUACCCAAAGAAAAGGUGGCACUUCUUUGAACAAAGAUAAUAGUAUUAAUGAUGGGACUAAUUGGGAUAAGUUGGAUGAAAGCACUAACGAGGGAAAAAGCAAUAUCCAAGCCAUUACGGAGGUGGCAACUGAUAAUCAAAGCACCGGAUUGGGGGGUGGUAAAUAUAAGGGAUUUUCGAUUAUUGACCGGGAAAAACAGAAAAGAGAAAAAACACUAGGGGCAGAAGAAAAUAUAAAAUUUUCUGUCAUUAGCGGGGGCAAGGAAGAAAAAUUAGAGUUUAAACCUGCUGAACAUUGCGAACGAGAAAAUAUUGAUAACUUGCGAAAGUUGGAGGUGAAAGAUAGUAGUGGUAAUGAAGUGGCGGAACUUUCGAUUUUUAAAGACAUUAAUAAGGUAGCAGCCAAAGACCUUUUUGGUUUCCAACCAGGGGAUAUUAAUGCUGCUGGCGAAUUUGAUGGAAAUGACUUGAAAAAAGCCGAUAGUUGA
Entrophospora sp. SA101 is the source of this 1137-nucleotide messenger RNA. Lineage: Eukaryota; Fungi; Glomeromycota; Glomeromycetes; Entrophosporales; Entrophosporaceae. The record is from the annotation of a GenBank genome assembly.